AUGUCCGGGCUCUGGCUGGUCGCCAGCAUCGUCUACAUGGCCGAGAUUGUCGGCAGAAACAUGGACUAUCUGUUCAGGGAGCGAGGAUUUCCUCUCAAGAUCCUCACGGCUGUGCUGGCGCUGGCAGCCGCCUGCCUGGACGCGGCGCUCUGCCUGCUGUCGCACCGACACCGCAGCGCCAUCUACUCGCCGCAGCUGAAGGCGGCGCCCUCGGUCGAGUCGGGCGCCCGCCCGGCCCAACUCACCAUUGGCACACCGCCGGCGCACGAGGCGACGCAGCGCAGCAGCUUCGGCGGUGUGGAGGCGCGGCCGGAGAGGCACCGGAUGGAGCGCGCGCCCAGCAGUCCACCGUUCGUCGCACGCCACCCCGGGGACGUGGAGGAGCCGCUGGCGGUGGCCGGCACCAAGUUUGCGAGCACAGACUACCUGGCCAGCGAUCCGGCCAACCUCAGCUUCAGCCAGCGGCUCAAGAUGCUGGAGCAGCGGAAAGCGAACGGAAAGCGAUGGCAGAGUGAGCUCAUCACGUGUCAGACGUGA
Pollicipes pollicipes is the source of this 537-nucleotide messenger RNA. RefSeq lists its product as uncharacterized. The transcript has 4 exons. NCBI's taxonomy places the organism in Eukaryota, Metazoa, Arthropoda, Thecostraca, Pollicipedomorpha, Pollicipedidae. The record is from RefSeq and is a predicted model, not a curated record. Bases 1 to 537 code for a protein of 178 amino acids.